CGAAAAAUGGUGUAAUGUUAUUGUUGGUCGGACAAGAAGAGUCAAAUAUUUGUUUGAUCAAACGUAUUACUCUCCUGAUUGUGUUGGUGGUUACGUAGAUCAACCUAUUGAUGUAACAUGUUUGAGCAAAUGGUUUCCAAAUUUAAGGACUGUGGACCUUUUUUUCCUAUUACAUGGAAAAGUACCAAUCGAAGAUAUUGUUAAACUAAUCAGAGAUUCAGAAUCUUUAAAAGGAAUAAUCUUUCCUUUCAAUUACUAUUUGGAUUUCGAACUGAUUCCGGAAAUCGCUAGCCUCGAAAUGUUAUCUACCGGUUCCAUCAGUAUUAACAUAAGUGGAAUCUAUGAAAAUGUGAAACAAUUGCACCUUGAUAUGUCUAAUUUAUAUCUAUGCGAAUUGGCCCAUUAUUUUCCAAAUCUUGAAAGGUUACAUUUUUAUAUGAAACCAGGCUUAUCAGAACCUUACUCCAACGCUCCAGUAUUGGCAAAUCUUAAAAUAAUUGAAAUGGGAAUGUCUCACGGUUACUGGGAAGACGGUCGGUGUUCAUUUGUAUUCAUGGAUUCGUGCCCAGCAUUACAGAGUGCUCAUAUCAGGUUUAAUAACUCGUCCGUCGAGGUCAAUUUUUCAGUAAAACUUGUAAACUUACAAGAUUUGGUUAUAGAAAUUCACCAUUCAAUCGAAUUGAAUGACCUACGAAGACUGAUGUCGAAAUACCCAAAUCUAAAGCAUUUGGCAUUACGAAAUUUCUCUUUGAAAGAUGAACACAUCAAACAAUUGAUAUUAAUUUUGCCAAAACUGACACUACUUGAUAUUCGUAAAUCUUAUGGAGUCACUCAAGAAGCUGCUGAUCAUGUUCGGGACUAUUGUAAGCGGUAUGGCCGAUCAAUCAAGAUUUAUUUUAAAAAAGACGACGAACAACUUGAAACUGAUUGGCCUGAAAAAAUCUGUCGUGGAUUUGAUUUCAUGAGACAUUGUUUUUUCAAUAGUUUCGAUGAUUUGCCUUAUUUUUUGGAUCCAAUAGAUGAUUAAAAGAAUGAAAAAAACUGCCAAUCCUUUGCAAUUUUUCUAAUAUCCAGCCAUGAAGUUUAAGAUAUUUAAAGAAAUGUUUCACACCUCGAUAUCUUAGACCAUAAUUAUUGCUCUUAUAUGGAAUCGACAGCCCAUUACACCACUCAGUGCUGGGUAAUCAUUUGAAAUAUUGAGACUCAAAGUUUAUGUCCAUCAAUGAGAAGCCAAGUGACAAUUAUUAUUAUAUUAAUUACGUACAUGUAAUACCAUUCUUAUUCAACGUCGGAGUGCAAACCUUGAAACAUUGUUUUUUCAAAAGUUUCCGAAAUUUGCCUCUAUUUUGGAUCCAAUAGAUGAGUAAAAAAUGCUUAUAAUAGCAUGAUUGUCAAUCCUCUGCGUCUAAUUUUUGUCCCAGCUGUAAGCUGUACGAUAUUGAAAGAAAUGUAACCCUUUCUAUAUUGUUCAGACCAUAAUUAUCGAUCUUAGAUGAAAUUGAUGGACCAUUACACCAAUCAAUGCUGGGUAGCCACUUGUCUUUAAUUAUUGUCACUCAAUGUUUAUGUCUUUCAAUGAGAACCCUAUUGAUAAAUAUUAUGAAUGAUAAAUGGAUUGUGAAUUGCAUCUAACGAAAAGUUACAGUUUAUGACACAACUCGUCAUCAAUUGGAAAAACUUUCAUGCUGUAAACAACAGAACACUAAAGCUCACUUCAUGACUCGAUAAGGGGAGAAAAGGUGUCAUCUUGAUUCAAUGGUAACCCAAAUCAAUUCCAGACUCAUUCAUAGAAAGUUAUUGCUGUGAGUGGCGAGCAAGUUAUUAAGUAAAAUAACCAUUUUUUGAAUUUUCUGUCUUAAUAAUGGUUGCCGAAUUUUGUUGAAUUUUAAAAAUUUCUCUGAAUGAAAGUAUUUAUGAAUCAUCAGAAUCAUUUAUACUUCAGCUGCUUAUAAAAACCAAUAUAUUUUCAAGUUCAUAAAGCGCGAACUUGCUGCAUCUGUGGGAUUGUUUUUUUAAAUGAGCCUCGACAUGUCGAUCAAAAUACUUGACAGUAUUCUUGAUCUAUUUCGUGUGAAAUUAUGAUCGCUAGUAUAAAUGAAUCUUUUUGACUAUUUUCAAAUCAUUAUCUUCAGAUUAUUCGAGUUUAAAGUUUGAUUUGAUAUAACAAAAUCCCUUGCAAAAUGAGUUCAUUUACAAUUUUUAUUUUAUUAUAUUUUAUUAUUAUGUAUCUCUCGUUGUCUA
This is a messenger RNA of Tetranychus urticae (two-spotted spider mite), 2241 nucleotides long. The record is from RefSeq and is a predicted model, not a curated record. NCBI's taxonomy places the organism in Eukaryota, Metazoa, Arthropoda, Arachnida, Trombidiformes, Tetranychidae.